Messenger RNA from Scomber japonicus (chub mackerel), 4312 nucleotides. It is a transcript of the gene cntrl, whose product is annotated as centriolin. The coding region runs from base 151 to 4302 and encodes 1383 amino acids. The transcript has 29 exons. The record is from RefSeq and is a predicted model, not a curated record. NCBI's taxonomy places the organism in Eukaryota, Metazoa, Chordata, Actinopteri, Scombriformes, Scombridae.
GAGAGGGAGGAGGAAGAGGGGGAGGGGGAGGACAUGCAGGAUGUUACCCAGCAGCCCCCUGUGGUCUCUGUGGAGGACAGAGACUGAGCUGCACUGACGGCUGCCCACGUGACGUCCCAAUUGGCCGGUGUGAGGCAGCGGUUGGACAGGAUGAGCCGGACGCAGAGCGAGCUGGAGGGUCGCCUCGACGACAUGCUGACACGCAUCGCCAUGGAGACGCAGGAGAUCAAAGAGCUGGAGCAACAGCUGACUGAUGGUCAGAUUUUGGCUAAUGAAUCUCUUCAGAGGGAUUUGGAGGGAAUCAUUUCUGGCCUCCAGGAGUAUCUGAGAUCCCUCAGAGAGCAGGCUGAUCGAGCUGAGCUGCAGGUUCACAGUCUGCAGGCUGAGAACCAGAGUCUGCAGCUCCACCUGCAGGACACACAGAGACACUGCACACAGCUGCAGGACACGGCCAGGACACACACACAGGACAUGUCCCUGCAGCAGGAGGAGCUGUCUGUGUUGCAGAUGGAGGUUGAGGUUCUGAGAGACAGACAGGUGGAGCUCCAUCAGCUGAGGGAGGAGUUAACCCAGCAGCUCACUCUGGGAAAGGUGGAGCAUGAUGCUCUGCAGGCCGCCGUAGACAAAGAGAAACAGACCAGAGAGAUCACAGAGUCUCAGCUCCAGUCCACCAUCGACACACUGCAGGAUGACAAAUCAUCUCUCCAGCAGCUUGUUCACAAACUUCAGACCCAACUGGACCAGACAGAAGACCAGUUACACCAGACCAGAAUCCAGUUUAAAGAAACCAGGACCCGGCUGGAGCAGCUGGAGGAGGAGCAGCUGGAGGAGGAGCAGCUGGAGGAGGAGCAGCUGGAGGAGGAGCAGCUGGAGGAGGAGCAGCUGGAGGACAGGAGCAGAGCAGACAGCAGAGUGGAGCAGCAGCUGGAGGAGGAGCAGCAGCUGGAGGAGGAGCAGCUGGAGGAGGAGCAGCAGCUGGAGGAGGAGCAGCAGCUGGAGGAGGAGCAGCUGGAGGAGGAGCAGCUCUACAGGACUGUCCAGCAGACCAGGACCAGCAGGAAGCAGAUUCACAGACUGCAGGCCCGUCUGGUCCAGGACCAGGACCAGGAGACCCGCAACAGGGAGCAGGAUGGGGAGCUGCAGAGACUCCGAGAUAAACUGCAGAGAUGUCAGAGCACAAACAGACACAUCCAACAUGAACUGGAGGCGGAGCUGCAGCAGAGCAGACAGCAGCUGCAGGACGUCCAGCAGCACAGAGACACUCUGCUGCUGCAGCUUCGUUCACAGAGCGAUGGUCACCAGGCCAGCCUCAGACGCCUCAACAGGAAACUACGGCAGCUCAGCAGGUUCAUGUGUGACUCCGAUCAGCUGACGAGUGAACAGCUGAGAUCAACGUCCGAACAGCUGAGAGCUCUGAACCUCACUGUGGAGCUGCUGCACGCACAGAAAUCUGUGGACGAGCACGACAGCAGCUUUCGCCAAACUGAACACACACACACUCUGCAGGACCAACACACACACACUCUGCAGGACCAACACACACACACUCUGCAGGACCAACACACACACACUCUGCAGGACCAACACACACACACAGUGGAACAUUUGAGAGCAGAGCUGGCUGAAGCUCGGCAACAUGCACACAGACUUAGACAGCAGCUGGACCAGACCAGCAGCAGGAGCAGGGGCAGAACCAGGAGCAGGAGCAGAACCAGCAGCAGAACCAGCAGCAGAACCAGGAGCAGAACCAGAACCAGGAGCAGGACCAGGAGCAGGACCAGGAGCAGAGAUGGAGGCCGGUGGUGCUUCGUCCCUCCUGGACACAGUGCUCCUGGUUUGGGCUCUCAGGGGACGCAGGACUCUGGUUUGGGGCUGCAGUACCUCAGUUCUCCUGAAGGCGGCCGACAACAGAAUAAACCUCCUGCAGGCGGCGGAUACUGGGUCUAUAUCCCCCCAACACACACCAGCUCUGACACAGGAUGGAGGGACAGUGGAGGAGGCAGUGAUACUGAGCAGAGCUCCAGAGGAGGGACUCCUCCUCCUCCUCCUGCCCCAGCAGCAGGUGACUCUGUUGGGCUCACUGACACACUCACUCCCCUGGUUGGACCUGCCUGGCUGCUCUGUGGUUCACCUGCUGCUGUGGUCUACAGUCCUCCUGCAGGGGGCGCUGCACUGCACUGUAACACUACACACAAGGUCAGUCAGGGAGGCGUGUGUGUGUGUGAGUAUGAGAGACUCAAAGAGGCAGAGAGACUGGAGGAAGAGAAGAAGAAACUACGACUGGAAACCAAACAACUACGACACACACUGAGACGACACAGGAGUGUGAAGUUGGUGUGUGAUGAAGUAAAGUGUGUAGAGAAAACUCUGAUGAAGAGACGAGCUGAACUCCGUGAGGCUGACAGACUGCUGCUGGAGGCUCAGAGCUGCAUACACACCACCAGAGACCAGGCUCAGAAGGAGGCAGACUCACUGCAGCGCAGAGCUGAGGACAGCGCCACCUGUCUGCUGGAGGCCACACAGCACAUCAGAGAGCUGCAGGAGGUGGAGGAGGAGCUGAGGAGGAGGAGGCAGCUGGAGGAGGAGACUCUGAAGGAGCUGGAGGAGGAGCUGAGGAGCAGAGAGGAGAAGUUCCAGCAGCUGAGCAGAGACAUGCAGUCAGCUGCAGACAGACUGGUUCUCUUGCAGUGGGACUGUCAGCAGGCUCAGAGACGUCUGGACUCAGUAACCAGUCAGCAGGAGCAGGAGGAGCAGAGGAUGAAGGAGGAGCAGAGGAUGAAGGAGGAGCAGAGGAUGAAGGAGGAGCAGAGGAUGAAGGAGGAGCAGAGGAUGAAGGAGGAGCAGAGGAUGAAGGAGGAGCAUCACUCUGCUCUGAACACACUGAAGGAGGUCAGAGAGGAGGAGCAGCGUCUGCACAACACCGUCAAGGAGCUGUGGGAGCAGCAGGAGGUGCUGCUGAGUAAGAAGAAGGAGGAGGAGCAGAAACUGGUCACACUGCAGUCUGAGCUCAGCACACACAGAGCAGAGCUGAAACGUGUCCUUCAGGAGCUGCUGGCGGAGCAGCAGGCUCUGGAGGAGGUGAAAAACAAACGCACCCACAGUCUGCAGAGGCUCCACAAGAAGAAGGACGAGCUGGACAGAACGAAGGACGAGCUGGACAGAACGAAGGACGAGCUGGACAGGAAGCAGGACGAGCUGGACAGAGCGAAGGACGAGCUGGACAGAACGAAGGACGAGCUGGACAGGAAGCAGGAAGAGUUGGACAGGAAGCAGGAAGAGUUGGACAGGAAGCAGGAAGAGUUGGACAGGAAGCAGGACAAGGUGGAGCAGAAGAGAGACAGACUGGACAAGCUGCAGGACGAGGUGGAGCGUAAAACAGAGGAGCUGGCUGCACACAGGAAAGAGACGGAGACACAUCUUAAAAACAAAAACCAGCAGCAAACAGAACUGCAGGAGCUAAAGGAGGAGCUGAGCAGGAGGAGGGAGGAGAGCAGCAGUCUGCAGGAGCAGUGUAAACAUCUGGAGUCCAGACGGAGACACGCUGACAGGUGUCUGUCAGCUGUGGAGGAGGAACUCACCAAACUGAGAGAGGAGCACAGCCGCGCCCAGCUCCUCAGACAGGAAGUGAUCCGAGACACAGCAGCCAAUCAGGAGCAGCUUAAUGAGAGCUCUGAGCUUCUGUCUCUGCUCAGUGAACGUCUGGAAGAGAAGAAGAAGCAGCUGCAGACAGUGGAGCAGGCGGUGUGUGUGGGGUCGGACGAAGUUAAAGCUGCAGUGUGUCAGCUGGAGGACAGGGGGCGCCGUCUGAGCCAACAGCAGCUGCAGCUCCACCAGCUCAAGGAGGAGCUGCAGCACAGAGAGAAACAGCUGCUUCAUGAGGAGGAGGAGGUGCAGCAGAAAGAGGAGGAGGUGCAGAGAAAACAUGAGGAGGUGCAGAAGAAAGAGGAGGAGCUACAGCAGAGAGAGGAGGGGCUAAAACUCAGGAGGGAGGAGGUGCAGCAGAGAGAGGAGGAGGAGGAGCACAGCAGGGAGGCGUCACAGGAGGAGUCUUUCUAUCUUUGUACAGCUGGUCUGAGAUCAGCGUUCAACACUGAGGAGGAGAGAUGGAGGGUCGAGCUGGAGAGAGAAAAACUGAGACAACAAGAAGACCGACUGAAGGCUCGUCUGCGCUGCAGUUUGUGGGAGCAGCAGGAGAAUCUGAAGGUUAGACGUCUGGAGACCGAGGACUCUUUACUGGGACUGAAACACAGUCUGGACCAGCUGGACUCACUGCUCACACACACUCACACACACACUACGUAACACACACACA